Molecule: messenger RNA, 2414 nt
Organism: Cadophora gregata
Lineage: Eukaryota; Fungi; Ascomycota; Leotiomycetes; Helotiales; Ploettnerulaceae
Exons: 5
Coding region: 247-2352 (701 amino acids)
Molecular function (GO): ATP hydrolysis activity; ATP binding
Source: RefSeq, a predicted model, not a curated record
CUUUGAAUGAGAUAACCUGACCCAGCUCGGGUGGUUCUAAGUAUUCCUGUUGUAAUGCGAUAUUUUAGCAAAUCAGCUACGGAAAACAGCGACUCGCCCAGCUGAAAAUCAGAGUCAAUUCGCCGUCUAGUCGUUGGAUAGGGUAGUCGGUGAGGCAGUUAGGUAGCUGGACAAGAUGACCUGCAGGUAAUCAGGGAUGCAGAUCAAAUCCCUGACCGAACAAAGCGAGCGAGUCAGCACGAGUUUAUGGCUGCUCAGGCACCCAUCUGCCUGUCAUGCUGGCGCCUUUGUAUCUUGGGCUACAUAUUGCUCGCUCAUCGCAAAAAUCGCUGGUUCUCAUUAGCAAACCCUAGAAUCAUGGGCGACAAUAGCGACCUCGCGAAAGCGACGAGAGAGAUCGAGGAGAAGACAGAGGAAGAGACCGAAACCGAAGGAACACGAUGCGAGAUCAAAAGUCUCCUGCUUCGAUCCAAGAAAGGCGAGAUUGAAAUCGUCGAGAAGAACACGAAGAUCACAAAUGAGGAUCCGUACAGCAAAUAUGCUUUGGUAUCAAAGCAGUCGUUCGAUGAGCAACACAAGCAUACAGGAACGACUCUGGAAAUUAACUCUCCUCAGCUUCUGGCCAUGUUGAAGGAUGUCGUUCGCUAUUACCCAGGUGAUGCCCUGGAUUUCAGUACGAAGUUCACAAUUGAUGACCCUUACAUGAUGUUGGUCCACCAUAGAAAACAGAUACAAGAAUAUCGUGAGGCCUCAGAUGAUGCAACGACCAAAAUGCACAUUGCGCUCCUUUUAGAGCAUCUUGACGCCGAAGCCGGUGCAAAAGGUGUAGAAAUCACCGAAAUGGUCAAAGCCGGAUUAAUCACAUUUCCUCUGCUCUGGAUGAUUUUCAAACCAGGAGACCUGAUCUACCAGCACAGUAAUGGCCACACUCGGCUGUUUCAAUUGCGCAGACAUGGCUACGGAGAGAGUUCAAGUGGCGGCAAGUAUUUCGAUAUCAGCUGUUCUUUCGUAUCCUUCGAUGGUUUCAAAGCAGGUAUUGCAUCGGAGAGAUUGAGAAUCUGGGAUAGACAAGAGUUUUUUGGCUUGUUCUCCGCAAACAUCCAGUCACUCACUGUGUUUCCGUUGAAAUUCCUCGACACUGAAAGUAGACUCAGCCUUGAAACCAAGUUGGCAGAAAGAGGAGAGCGAUACUUGGGUAUCACGGAUAUGUGUGUCAAGCAGUACCACGGACUAUUUCUUUACCUCAAGCGCCCACCUUGGGAUUACUACAAUGAGCGAGCUGACUACGACGGCACGUUCUUGCCUGAGACCAUGAGCGGACGUGUUGUCAUUGAUCCUCGAACAUUCAACGAGGAGGCGAGAGCUAGGAAGGAGUCAAUCGCAGCAGAUGAGAGCGACAAUGAAGGAGAUGAUGAUGACAAGGAUAAAAAGCCUGAAAUCAUGGGGAAGGAGCCAGAACACCACACCGACAGCUUAGAUCCUAGACUCUGCCCGCCUUACGUCUAUGGAUACUCACUAGAGAAGAAAGAAUGGUGCAAGUUCUUCAUCAACUCAAUGACUGAGGUUGGAUGGAAGAAAGACGCCAUGGAAUCACUCAUUCUCCCAGAUCCUCAGAAGCGAUUGCUGAAGGGUCUGAUUUCUGGUCACGAAUACCCAGAACGUGCUCGUGACGAGACCAAGUUGAAGGGCAAGGGCCUUGUGGUCUUGCUACAUGGUGCCCCAGGAUCUGGAAAGACCCUGACAGCUGAAAUGACUGCAGAGCACACUCGCCGACCACUGCUUAAUAUUUCGACAGGAGAGCUUGGAAGCUACCAGCAUAGAAUCGAGAUUGAACUGAAACGCUUGUUGACCUAUGCGUCAACCUUCCAAGCAAUUGUCCUGAUCGAUGAAGCUGAUGUCUUCCUUGAGGCUCGCAAAAGCGGUCCCUCAGAUCAACUUGAGCAAAACGCCAUGGUUGCUGUUUUCCUGCGCCAACUAGAAUAUUUCCAAGGCAUCAUCUUCCUAACAUCCAACCGCGUCUCCGUCUUCGACCAAGCCAUCAAAUCCCGCAUCCACCUCGCCCUACAAUACACGAGCCCAGGUAAAGAAGUCCGACGCAUGCUCUGGGAGAAACAUCUUGCACAAGUGCCAGCCGACGAGAUCGACUUGACCCUUGCCGAAGCCCUCACAACUGUCGAGGACACCGAGAUGAAUGGAAGAGAGAUCUCCAAUGCGAUCACGACUGCGAAGACUUUGGCUAGAAGCGAGGGGUCGAAGCUCAAGUUGGAGUAUUUGCAGACUAUUGUGCAAGUUUGGAAUGAGUUUGAGAUUAGUUUGUUGAAGUUGCAGAAGGUGGAUAUGUUAGAGACAUGAGAGCUUUAGAACCUGUAGAAAGAUAGAGAUACGACCAUAAUAAAUGACUCGAAAUCUAGAGA